Molecule: messenger RNA, 555 nt
Organism: Arachis duranensis
Lineage: Eukaryota; Viridiplantae; Streptophyta; Magnoliopsida; Fabales; Fabaceae
Exons: 1
Coding region: 1-555 (184 amino acids)
Biological process (GO): DNA integration
Molecular function (GO): nucleic acid binding
Source: RefSeq, a predicted model, not a curated record
AUGAGUAGAGGCCGAGCCACUAGCCAGCAUAUCAUCGGCCAACUGCCGAAAGUUGAUAUGGAGCAAGUGAUAACCAGAUUUGGUAUCCCAGAGGUCGUCGUCUCGGAUAACGGCACCCAGUUUGCUGACAAAAAGUUUGGAGAAUUCCUGGCCGGCUUGGGCAUUAAGCAAAGGUUCUCGUCAGUUGAACACUCCGAGACUAACGGCCAAGUCGAGGCCGCUAACAAAGUCAUCUUGCAAGGCCUCAAAAAACGACUUAACCACAAGAUAGGGGCGUGGGCAGACGAGUUGGCCUCGGUCCUCUGGUCCUACCGCACAACCCAGCAAUCAUCUACCGGGGAGACUCCUUUUCGCCUUAUUUACGGGGUAGAUGCGAUAAUACCUGUGGAGAUCGGUGAGCUGAGCCCGCAACUGAUCUUGGGGGGAGUCGAGGAAGCCAUGAAAAAAGACCUAGUAGACAAGGCUAGGGAGGUAGCCAACUUGUCGGAAGCGGCCCUGAAACAAAGAAUGGCUCUAUGCUACAAUGCCAAAGUACUCAAAAGGAAAUUUGAGUAG